Eurytemora carolleeae is the source of this 2800-nucleotide messenger RNA. Its product is annotated as myosin-2 heavy chain. The coding region runs from base 148 to 2352 and encodes 734 amino acids. The record is from RefSeq and is a predicted model, not a curated record. The transcript is spliced from 23 exons. NCBI's taxonomy places the organism in Eukaryota, Metazoa, Arthropoda, Copepoda, Calanoida, Temoridae.
CGGUUGGGCGCCGGACAAAUUUUUAGUUAACGUUUAAUCCUCUUUUGCAGAGGAGUUAUACAAAUGUGCAUGAUAAGGUGAAUGUGAUGUUCUUAAACUCUUUCUGCUUCAAUAUUUGAACAUCAAUAUUGGAAAUUAAAAUUCAGGAUGGGAAGGGAAGGAGUAGGAAGGAAUUUACAGUCCAGUUUACCAAGACCAAAAGUAGAAAGAGAAGAACAGCUGCGUGAGGUGAACGAGCUAAAGAAGGCCCUGAGUAGAACCAGACAGGAGCUCCUCAGGACUAAGGAGAUUAACCGAAGUAGUAGUGAUGAGGAGGGAGGAUUAUGUGUGAAGGGAGGAAUGUCAAGAUCUGGCAGUUUAUCAGGGUUACCAGGGAUUGGAGGUAUGGGAAGUCGAUCUGGAAGUAUUAAUGCUUUAUCAAGCAAACCUAGCUUAAACAGGGAGCUUGUGACGAAACUAAGGAGUAUGACGGAAACGAUAAAAAUGUUGAGUUCUGAGAAUGUUGCACUCAGGACGGAAAACGAGUCUCUGAUCAGUGCUAGACCCGUCAAUGAUCUGAUGGGUAGAGAGGAGGAGAUAGAACACCUUGUUAAAUCCUACGAGAACCAACUAAAGGAGUCGGAGCAGAAAAUAAAGGAAAUGGAGAAAGAAUUAGAGAAAGCCAAUGACAAGGAUGGAUCUAUUGAGAAGACGACAGAAAAAGAUAAAUAUAAGGCACUAGCAAGACGAUUAAAGGAGGAGCGGAAUACUUACAAGAAUAUAGUUGAGGAAAAAAAGCUGGAGCAAGAUGAAUUAAAGGUUGAGAUUGAGAAGAUGACAGAUAUUAUUGGAGAACUGAGAAGAAACUGCGGCCAGUUGCAAGAUGAGUUAGAGAUAGUUUAUGAACCGGGAGAAAGGAAGGAUAAAGGAGUUCAAACCAGUCCUGCCCUCUCAAGAAGAGCCAGCUCAGGAGAUAUCAGAAUCCGUGGACAUGCUAAGAGAUCACGAUCUACUGUAUCUCCGCAGUGUAUAUCAAGGCAACAGCAGCUGAAUAAAUCAAUAGAACUUAGCAAACCUAAACCAAGGGGAGGAGUAAACCCUUCUCCAGGUUCAAAUAGUACUCAAGGUCCUUCAGGAAAAGGCCCGAAGAUUGCCAAGCCAGUGUCAAGAGCUGGAAUAAAGCCAGCAUCUCCUGGUUCUAAAACCCCCUGCUCCAGUGCUCCAGGAUCUACUCCACAGUCUCCCAGAGCCUCUAGAGUCCCUGGUUCUAGGACCCCAGGACCUAGUCCCUCAAAGAUUCCAACUCCAAGUAAAACAACUUCAAAACUGCCAAAGUCUGAAUCCAGCCAAAGUCUACUACAAAGACGAAGAUUGGGUCGAAUGUCGUCUUCCACGUCUGAAGAUGAUAGUUUCAACCAAAUGGAUGUUACCGAGGAUUCAUCACACAGCAGAAAAUAUUCAAGGUUCGUAAAAAGGGCCUACCAAAGUAUGGAAAUCUCUGAGCAAUCUACGCACUCGGCGCUUCAUCUAGAUACAAAUAUCGAGCUCAAAAUAAUAGAAGAUGUUGAUAAAGAGAAUCCUGUAACUGCAGAGGACAAAGAGAGGAAUAUGGAGGAUGAUGAGGUUGAUGAGGAUGUUGAGGAAGGAGAAGAAUUCCCUGCUCCCCCACCCCCUGAAGAUCUAGCUAAGCUGAGUAUGGAAGCACAAUUUAAGAUAGUUAGUGAAACAGUUGAAAGGGCUUGUGAUAGGUUCGGACAAAAUGAAGGUAUUGAGCAGUUCACUCCUCGAACAACGAGAAAGGUUGACAGUUUCAAGGAAAAGCUGGCAGCAAGGAGAAUUCAGAGAACUUGGAAACAUUUUUAUCAAGAGUUAGAGGAGAAGAAAGCUGAAGAUGAGAAUUCGUUUUCCAGUCUUCCAAUCCUUCUAAACCCUGAACCCAGACCUCCUGUUCUUCCAAACCCUGACCUCCUCUACUCCGAACUUCAAGAGGUCAAGAAUAAAGCGACCUCUGAACACCAGAGGUUGUUUGAUGAGGAGGAGGCCAGAGAUUCAUCAGUUUCCUCAAUCCAGGCUGCUAUUCUGGGACAAGAGUUGAGAUCUAGAGGAUUAUCUUUUCUUAGGGAAGGAUCUUUCUCUAAUAUGAAGACCAGGGGAGGGAUAUAUACUGCUAGGCCUUGGAUGAUAACCAGUGAGUCAGAAAGCGAGGAAGACGACAUCCAGACAAUACAGGGAAUAGUUCGCUCACAUUCUUUCCGACUUGGCACAAUCAACGAGGGGGAUGUGUUUAGACCUGGCAAGGUGAGAUCUAUUAGAGAGAAGUUUACCCGUGAAUCUCCUGAUGGAGAAAGUGACAAUAUUUUAACUGGAAGAUAAAAUUUUAAAUUUGUAAACUUGUAAAAAAGAAAUUGAAUCUUUGGCACAACCUGAUAAUGUAAACCUUUGGUAUUUCAAAUCAAAUUUUUCUAAUAGAACUCACAGUAUGAAAUAUCUAAGGUAUACGGCAUUGGGAUAUAUGGAAUAGAAAGUGUUUGGCAAAGACUCAAUUCCUUGAGUUAACCAUAAACAAGCGGGGGGGGGGGGGGCGCUAGAUGUCCCCCUCUAAUUUGUUUGUCUCAUUUUUGUUGUGUUGGAACAGGGUGCUUAAGAGUCCGGUCUGUGUUCAAAAAAAUUUUAAAUAGCCCAUAUUUUUUUUGUGAUUAAAGCUACAGAUCCCCUUGAAAAAUAGAUAUAGAAACAUUUGUCACGCUUCAAUAUUUGUUUAAUACAAAAAAAGUAUUUUUACUUUUUUGAUAAUUUUUUUGCCAUUCUUUUCAACCCUCCC